This is a messenger RNA of Drosophila bipectinata, 816 nucleotides long. RefSeq names its product mitotic spindle density 5 (gene msd5). Lineage: Eukaryota; Metazoa; Arthropoda; Insecta; Diptera; Drosophilidae. The record is from RefSeq and is a predicted model, not a curated record.
CUAAAAAGUAAAAAUAAAUUAAAAAAGAAAAUGGAACCUAAACUAGACUUUGGCAAGGUAUCGUCCAGGCUUUAUGGAAACUAUUCACACUUGGCCAAAACUCUUAAGGAACGCUGUGUGGUCAAGACUGUAAUGAAGCCGCCUGCGUUCUUUGAUAGCCUGCAACGAAUGAUGGACGAGGAGGCAAAGUUUGUAACGCCAUCCAAGGACCUCGGCUCCGUACCAGAUUACGUGGAGCUUUUCAAGACCCUGGACGAGUAUCCAGCCAAUCUGCAGAAGAUACAGCCGAAAAAGCGCGAAUUACAGCGGGCCAACUCCACGCUCCUGAGGAGUGUGGAUACUCUUGCUGAUCAGUCGGCGGCUCUGAACUCGUCCAACAUUUCAUUGAGUAUGACCCGCUUGGAAGAACAGCGCAGUGCCGUCGAAGUCUACAGCGAUUUCAAGGCAUUCCAGAGAAAGCUAGCCAAGAUCUACGACGAGGCCGCCGCUCUGGACAAAACAGAAAGCAUCUACAAGGAUAAGCUGGCACAGCUUCAUGGGUUUGCUCAGCAACUGGAGAAACUUUUGCCGACAAGCGCUGACUCUCUUCCUGACGCAUUUAGUCCAGCCGACCAGGAGAAGCUAUUGGCCAUCGCCGAGAAUAUGGAGCAAUUGAACUACAUGCGAUCCCAUAGCCUUCAGCUACCCAAUGCUAGUGAGAUCGCAGCUACUGGAAGUUUGGCCGCCCGCCUGGAGAUGUUUGUCGAAGUGCUCACCUACACCCUAAUGCAGAUCAGCAGCUACAACUUGGUUAUGAUUUAAAUUUUGAUUUUUUUU